AUAAGAUACAACUCAAUCUUAUUUCUUUUGUCGUGUUCAGUUAAAGCGAACUCGGUCAUUGAAUAAGAGUGAAAUACCCGCCCCGAACUCGUUAUCAAAGGGCAAUUAUUUCUUUUAAGUUUAUUUUAGCGAAGGUAACUUUAGCAUCAGGAGGUAAACUCCUUCAAUACGUGAUCGAAUAAACUACUACCUUUGUCGUGAAUAUCGGAAAUUUUCGGAUGUGUUUUCAACGUGGUACCAUCAAGCAAACGAUAUUGGAGUCAAACAAAGAAAUGCAGUGAAGACGAUCGUUAAGUGGAAAAGGGUGCUCUAGUUAAACAAGUGGAAAACCGGAAGCUCAACGCUUCAGAUCAAAAUAAGAAUCAAUGUUACUCCCCACAACCUCCAAACGACCAAGAGGCGUACCAAAUGAAAAUCAGGAUUUUGAGAACAGAACGAUCGUUUCCGCAGGAUUGAAGUAUACCCUGCACGGAAUUGAAUACCAGACAAUAAUUCUUAGUCAGUGUUUUUGGCGAGUGGUAGACAACAAAGUGGACGAUUUUCUGAUAGCAACUGAGUUACCUGAAGCUGAAAAAUUUGACGAUGUCGUUGUUAGAUACAAAAAGGAUGGAGAAGUAAUAGCUCGUCUUCUACAAGUGAAACACAAACAAUCGAGUAGAAGACAUAACGAUAAUGAAGGAAUUAAACUCAACGACUUACUCACUGCGAAUCAAACAAAUAAAUAUUCUAUCCUGAAAUAUUUCCGGUCAUUUCAGGGAAUCCACACCCAAUACUUAUCCAACUCCCCAACUUCCGGUAUUUUCGCGGACUGUACCAUUCAGGAUUUGGUACUUCUAACAAAUGAUGAUAUUGAUGAAGAAGUUGUCGCGGAGUGUUUAGAAAUUGAUAGGGAAAACCCAGUAGAGGAUGAUAUUCUUCUAAAAAUUAAUGACCCCAAUGCCAGAAAAUACAGAAUCAGGACUACAGACAACCAGUUGACGCGCCGAUUAGAGUCUUUUCUGCUGACUGAGUCAGAUUUUCCAAAGCUGGUCAACGUCCUUGCUGACUUUGUACUAGGUAAAACAAAAUUAAGUCUGCAGGUGAAAGUUUGCAAGGAUUAUUUAUAUCCUUUGGUGAAAUAUGUCUUGGAAUUUGAGACGGGAUUUAGCUGCUUCGUGAUGCUUUCGGAAAAUUUCAAGGAAAAAGACAGAAAGCGACCAGAUGAAGUCAACAUAUUAAGAGCAGCAUUGGCCCGGGAGAUAGCAUUUCGCGAGGUGGUGUUUGACAUACGAAUUUCGAAAUCUCGCAAAACUGGCACAACAAGCACAAGCGGCCAACCUAGAAAAAGGAAACUUCCUCCUCCAGAUUGUGUACAGACUAACAAUUUGAAUGAGUUAGCAGACCGAUUUGCAAAGGCUCUUCGACCCCCUGGAGACGUAAAUAGCCGUGCUCUGCCAGAAGAGUUUUGUGUACGCAAUGCAAUUGCUAGGGAAAUUGUUGACUGUGGCGAAAAAACAUUUCGAGAGAAAUUCAUAAACGGAGAUAAGACCUUAACGCUGCAAGCACAAAUUUUCCGAACUAUUCUCAUUGAAAAAGUGAUAGACGACUCAGUGGCCGAAUUUGAAUUUCAAGCGUUAGCAUCAGGAACUUUCGAAACAACGAAAGGCUUUGGCACUCGAUUUAUACCCCAUAACGAACCACAAAUUGAAGAGCCGAUUGAAUUUGCAAAGGAAAUCGCAGAUCUUAUAACAAACUGUGAAGACGAUGAGCGAACUAUUAAAAUCACUGAAAAGUCCAGGAGCGAGAAAUUUAUACGGAAUCUCUGUGAACUGGCCGGUCAUACCAUAGUGAAAGUAUCUUCGUGGAAUGAGUUCAGUGGGAACUUCUUAAACGGCCGCGUAAUCUCAGAAGACGUCAGGAAGUUCCGUGACUCGCUGAAGGAAUGUUUAGGUGAGGAAGCAUUCCACACCCUCGAUACCUACAAGCUGCACAUUGACAUCAAUUCCUUCGAUAGCUGCGAGGAAGCGAAUUUCUUCAAAACUCUACCCACCCCACUGACCUAUCAAUCCAUAAUUGAUUUUUAUGACAAAUUCAGAUUGGUCGUAAGUUAUCCUAACCAAAUGAAGACUUUCGAGUUACUCAAGGACGAACUACAAAUUACCCAUCGGAAGUUAGAUCAGGAAGCGUACCUUAGCUUAUUGGUGGGAGGAGUGCGUAAGUGGAUGGCGGACAACAUUGGGACUUUCUAUACUCCGAAAAAAGCAACAGCCUUCUUACGGGAACUCGACGAACACCUAACCUGCUACGAGAUAGAUGGAGUUAAUCAACUGAAAAAUGCCAAACUGACAAUGAAGUACUCUUUCGAUUGCACCCAUCUCAAGGAAUAUCUGAUAAAAUUUCUAUUGUCGGCAGGAACGGGGGUCCAGAUAUUCGGGGUCAAAAAUAUUAAACUUAAUUUGUCCCGAAUCUUAAAUACGUUUUAUAUAUUGAGAGAAAACUACUUGACACUGGAGGAUCCAAAGAGGCUAGAAUCUUAUCUCUUCACCUACGGAUAUAUUUAUCUAGCAUUCGAAGAUGCUUUGAAUGAGGCUUACCGUGGUACAUUGUCCCAAAAGAACCAGGAGCCAACCAAAUGGAGUCUGAGAAUUAUCGAUUGCAGUAACAAUGACAACCUUCAAUCAAAACCUGACAAUUGUAAAUCGGUGUUGAGACUAAUGCUCGAGAAACCGAAUGGGUGUAAGGUCAGCAGAAAGAUUAUCUUCGUUGUUAAUGCAUGCGUUUUCGACGAAUUUAACUCUGCUUUAGUUCAAUACGCUCAGCAGGAAGCACAAGAACUCAUUGAAAUCAAGUCAAAGUUACUUGAAACGAAAUUUUCGGAACUCGAAUAUGUCGCACAGAAAGCAUUACUGGAAAACUCCAAAGUAACUCUCCAAGGACGAAGUGUUAAACUGGGAGAUCUGAUAUCUUCGGAUGGAGUAGAUCUUGUUGAUGAAGAUACUUUGCUUGAGCUCGUCGCUGAUCGGAAUGACGAGGAAUCUGAAAUCCGCAUCGGGGGUGGAAGGCAAUUUGGUUUGUUCACCCACAAUUCACAUUAUGUUAGCCGACGUAUAAGACCCAACUUCAUCGAUCGGUCUCCAUUUAAUAUUCCAACCAAUAUCCAGGGUGGCGUCUACUAUUUCAAAAAUGGCAAUCAAAGCGACGUGAUCGUUAUCGCUGAAACGAGGGACAGCUUUUCCACUUUGAAGAACCAACAACUUGCCUCCUUUAAUGGGAAUGUUCACUGGCUUCAAGAACUACAAGGCGAACUCAUAUGGCGAUACUCAAAUGGAUCCACUAAGAUGUUAUCCAGCAUACCUGGACCGCAAAAAGUUAGUUGGAGUGAGAAACAAUUCCUGCAGAUAAAUGAUAACAAAAUCAUACUUUUAUAUGGCAUACCUGGUGCAGGUAAAUCACAGUUACUUGCCAGUUUGUCCAAGCAACUCGGCAAAGAUUCGAGAACCAUCUACACAGUUCGUGUCAACCUUAGCAUAUACUCGGAUUUCUUUUACAAAAAACAACAAGAACAAAGACCGCCCCAACCCCUUAACUUCUCCGAUUGCGGUGAAUUUCUAUUGGAAAUGUUACAAUCACAUGAGAAUACCAGGUUCAAAACUCAGUUUGAAAUCAAUGUUUUUCGUGGUUCCUUCAACCAACAAGGAUCGGUUAAAUUCCAACUGGUCGUGUUCUUAGACGGAUUCGAUGAAGUAUGUCCCGCUUAUAAGGAAAUCGUUCUACACUAUCUACAAUACCUCAAGGACUGUCCGUGCUUGUGUAAACUUUUCAUAACCACUCGACCCAUCUUCCGUGCCGACCUUGAGACCGCCUUGAAUACACUUGGUUACGAACUCCAAGAUCUGUCGAAUGAAGAUCAAAGUGAACUUUUCUCGCACCUGGUAGCCGAGAAGGGACUUGAGAUCGAGGAAAGUGAAGCCAAGAAGUUCCUCAAGGAAGCUAGAUUGAAACUGUCUUCGAAGGAUGAACAAUUCACCGCCAUCCCCCUUCAUCUGAAAAUCCUCGCAGAUAUUUAUGCGGAAAAAUCUCAGGAGAGAGAAAACCAAGUGGACUUCAGAGAUUGUAAUAAAUCUGAAAUGUUUGAAAUGUACGUUAAGCAAAAGUAUGAGAUAUUUCUGAAGGAUCAAAUGCGUUACAAUCAAGCAAAUGCAACUGCCAGGGAAGAAGCGGAAGGAGCGUAUGAGACCUUCUUAUCACGACAUGAAAAGCUUGCACUUUGGGCACUAUACAACCCAGAAGACCUCAAGCAAAUUAUCAAAUCUUUCGAGGAAUAUAAAACUGAAGUUCAGAGGCUUCUGAGGAAAAUUGAAGUUGGUCAAUACAAAUUCGGAAUCGUUUUCACAGUUGUUGAUGGGAAACCUCAGUUUUCACAUCGUACUUUUGCCGAAUAUUUUUCAGCCCGGUAUAUUCACCGAUGUAUGGAGCGCUCUGCAAAAGAAGGAGGCAUGGGAAUUCUGAAUAUCAUCUUAAACGCGGAGAAUGGUCCUUUCUUGAUGUUCCUGGACAGUAUGAUUCCGGAGAACAGGAACUGGGUUUGCCGUGACCAGGGAUGUUCCCAGAUAAGUACAGCAACAAUCUCAUCUACUCUUCUAAAUCUGUCGCAGUGGAGUACAUGGAGAGUUUUCGAUUGUAUCUCUGACAUUUUGAAGGAAGAAUCCAUCCUGAAACGCCAAAUAUUUAUUGACAUCAUAGAAAGAUUUCCAGAUGACGUCAAUUACUUCAUGUUGCUGGGAUUCCUUCUGAAAUGGGGCAUCGACUUAACCUGGACAACUCCGACCGGAAAGACAAUUUUACAUUUGUUAUCAUCUGAGGCUCAUCCUUGGAAGGCAAGUUCCAGACAGGGAAAACAAUCACAAUUCUUCUAUCGAUUAAACCAGAAAUAUGAGAUUCCUCUCUGGCUGGUCAGUUCCAACAGAUUCGAUAUGACCUUAUUCCAACCAGGCUUUUCUACCCUCGACAUUUUCAAAAUGUUGGUGAAAAAGGGAGCAAAAUGUACUGCAGAUUCGGACAACCUCUCACCUUUUCAUUAUGCGGCAGCAUCUGGAAAUAAAGAAAUUUGUGAAAAAUCCCGACCCCAAGGUGUGGUUGCUGAAGUAAACGCGAAACGGGAUGUCUAUAUGCAGAUGUUUAGUGAGAAAACUCUUUUUGGGAAAGCGUUGAGAGCUGAACAAGAAUGGAAAAUGUGGUCAAAAUCGGAAGAGGAAAGAAAAGCUUUUGAUAAACGACGCGCGGGUGAGCGUGAAAUGAAAAAUUUACAAUUUAGAUUCAAUCUUUAAUAUUUUAUGUAAGCAACCCACGAGACGCUAGAGGACUUUGGAGAAUUUGUCAAUUUAUAUUGUAUCUUGAGAUGUAUUACUUGAAUGAAACUUACCAGUGGUUUUAAGCGAAUAUCGAUAUGAAUCUGGGAGUCAACUUACUAGGUUCAGGAAAGGCUUAGUUUACGCCUGAGAUGUCAUCUAGCCACGUGGCUCACUAACGGGAGCACGCAGCUUCCAUAAACAUUAUUAACUAAAUUGUUAGACAUUUUACUUUGGUCAGAAACAAAUAAAUAUAAAUUAUCAAACAUUUUAAAUUUUUAGAUUUUUGGAAUAAAUUUUAGAUUAUAACGUU
Messenger RNA from Hermetia illucens (black soldier fly), 5640 nucleotides. RefSeq lists its product as uncharacterized. The coding region runs from base 366 to 5306 and encodes 1646 amino acids. The record is from RefSeq and is a predicted model, not a curated record. NCBI's taxonomy places the organism in Eukaryota, Metazoa, Arthropoda, Insecta, Diptera, Stratiomyidae. The transcript has 2 exons.